This is a messenger RNA of Xenopus laevis (African clawed frog), 1951 nucleotides long. It is a transcript of the gene hsd3b7l.L, whose product is annotated as provisional ortholog of hydroxy-delta-5-steroid dehydrogenase, 3 beta- and steroid delta-isomerase 7 L homeolog. Gene Ontology annotation, biological process: steroid biosynthetic process. NCBI's taxonomy places the organism in Eukaryota, Metazoa, Chordata, Amphibia, Anura, Pipidae. The coding region runs from base 257 to 1438 and encodes 393 amino acids. The record is from RefSeq and is a predicted model, not a curated record. The transcript has 8 exons. Gene Ontology annotation, molecular function: oxidoreductase activity, acting on the CH-OH group of donors, NAD or NADP as acceptor.
UGGAUUCUGUAAUGCCUAUGCCUAAGGGCGGAAGUCCCAGAAACACGUCAGGCAACAUUAUGUUUUGUGCUUUAAAUGUGGAAGAAUAAAGAUUCUGGUUUUUAAAUAGGUCCGGUGCUGCGGACCUCCAUUUUUUUCUUUCUUAUCUACUCUUACGCCAAGGGACUUCCGAACCCGACGAACACGCUGAUAGACCCUGCCAUCUGUUUCACAUCAAGUAGUGAGCUUGGAAAGCAGCUCGAGAGUUUUUACGGCAAUGUCUGAGAAUCUGGUGUACUUGGUCACUGGAGGAUGUGGUUAUAUAGGGGAGCACAUUGUAAAGCUCCUGGCCAUUCAGGAAUAUGUGAAAGAAGUGAGGGUUUUUGACAUGAAUGAAAGUGAAGAAAUCAUGAGGUGCAAUACAGCUUCCACCUCUGUAAAAUUUAUUAAGGGAGAUAUAACAAACUAUGAACAGCUCCUAAAAGCCGUGGAAGGGGUCCAUGUCGUUAUCCACACAGCUGCUCUACUAGACAUUUUUGACACAGUCCCCUUUAAAAAAAUGAAAGCCAUCAAUGUUGGAGGUACUGAGAAUGUGAUCAAUGCGUGCCUUGCUAAGGAUGUACCCUACAUUGUGUACACAAGUUCCAUAGCUGCUGUAGGUCCUAACAUUAAUUCAGAACCAAUGAUCAGAAUCUCUAGAAUAAUAAAUGGAACCCUUUUCCCUGGCAUAGCCUUGCCUGGCCUGUCAUGUUCAAGGGCCACAGAGGAGACAGUGUAUACUGGUGAGAUAGAACUGUCAUAUGGCAAAACUAAGCAACUUGCAGAACAAUUAAUUCGUCAGGCAAAUGGCAAACAGACAAGCCAUGGAAAACAGCUGGCCACCUGUGUGAUUCGACCAAGUAACAUAUAUGGUGAAAAAACAAGCAAUUUGUUGGACGCCUAUUUGUCUGCCAAAGCUAAAAACAAUGUUAUAAAUUAUAUUGAACCUGAAAAUAUAGAUGCUCAAUAUGCAUAUGUUGGUAACGUGGCUUGGAUGCAUGUCCAGGCAGCGCGGCAUUUGUACCUGAAGCCGGAACUUCUUGGAGGUGAAGUGUAUUAUGUAUAUGACAGCACUCCAAUGAGACAACGAUACAAGCUCAUUUACGAACUGUUCACUCAAGUGGAUCCCAGCAUCCAAAUGGGCCACCGCAUUCCUUACUGGAAGAUGUGGUUAAUUAUUAAUAUCUACAACAUUAUUCAAUAUAUUGUGAGACCAUUUUGGAAUUUAAAGCCAUUCAUGACAUUACCGAUUUUGAAUAUAAUCGUUACUUCAUUCUCUUACGAGACCGACAAGGCAUUCAGACACUUUGGAUACCAACCUUUGUUCAACUGGGCUGAGUGUAAGAAAAGAACAUGUGAAUGGCUUAAAAAUGUGGUUCAUGACGUACCAAAACAGCAUGGGAAACACAAAGAAACCUAGGCCUGAUUUGUGAUCAUUGUACUAAAUAUAAAUGUCAUGUAUUCUGCAAGUACCCAUAAUUCUACAUAACCCCUAAAAUAUGGUCAUAUCUGUUAUGUAUCCGGCUGACAUUCUGGAAAAUAUCUGAACACUAAAUGGCUUUACAAUAUGUUUUAUACAACAUAACGUAAAUGCUCUACAUUUUAUUCAUGAAAAUAUUUUGCUUGGCCAAACAUCUGGUAUCAGAAACUAAAAGGAACAUACACACAGCACUGCUAGCCCUUGCCAGAUUAUGUGGUGGCACAGCCAAUAAUGAAGAUUCGAGCAUCUGGUAUAUGUUGUUGAUGUGAGUGGGUAUUCUGGCUGGUUUAACUCCGAAUAAACAUUAUUCCAUGCUUCAUUUAUAUUAUAAUGUUAACACAACUAUGUAACAACUACGCAGCUAUGUAAUCACACAAGUGUAUGUUGUUUUAAGCAAAAUGAGGAUGAAAAUACUUUGGCAAAGAUUUAUUAAAAUACCAGCAAUUUUCAUUA